Messenger RNA from Tricharina praecox, 683 nucleotides. RefSeq names its product ubiquitin-conjugating enzyme/RWD-like protein. NCBI's taxonomy places the organism in Eukaryota, Fungi, Ascomycota, Pezizomycetes, Pezizales, Pyronemataceae. Gene Ontology annotation, molecular function: ubiquitin conjugating enzyme activity. Bases 143 to 598 code for a protein of 151 amino acids. The transcript has 4 exons. Gene Ontology annotation, cellular component: HULC complex. Gene Ontology annotation, biological process: proteasome-mediated ubiquitin-dependent protein catabolic process; protein polyubiquitination; DNA repair. The record is from RefSeq and is a predicted model, not a curated record.
CUUCCCUCCUUCCUUCCCCUCUCGCUGUUAGCCUCCGACAAGCUCACUCCCCUCCGUUAUCGUGAAGCGCUCCCCGAACCAAACAGUUGUACCGAACUCACUCCGGCACCUACGCCACUGCUGGCAACGACCCAUCGCCAUCAUGUCUACCUCCGCUCGCCGCCGUCUGAUGCGCGACUUCAAGCGUAUGCAGACCGACCCGCCAGCUGGUGUCAGUGCUUCUCCCAUUAGCGACAAUGUCAUGACAUGGAACGCUGUCAUCAUCGGACCUGCCGAUACUCCCUUCGAAGAUGGUACCUUCCGCUUGGUGAUGCACUUUGAAGAGCAGUAUCCAAACAAGCCCCCGGGCGUCAAGUUCAUCUCGCAGAUGUUCCACCCGAACGUUUACGCCACCGGGGAGCUGUGUCUCGAUAUCCUGCAGAAUCGCUGGAGUCCGACUUACGAUGUCGCAGCGAUUCUGACGAGUAUACAGAGUUUGUUGAACGACCCGAACACUGCGAGUCCUGCCAACGUCGAAGCCAGCAAUCUUUACAAGGAGAACAGAAGGGAGUAUACUAAGAGAGUGAGGGAGACCGUUGAGAAGAGCUGGGAGGGCUAAGUUCACCUAGCGAACGGCGGUUCCACUGAGGCCGGAGGGGAUGUAAACCACGACUUCUGAUGUGUUGACAAACAAUAUAUUACUC